Trichoderma reesei QM6a is the source of this 777-nucleotide messenger RNA. RefSeq lists its product as uncharacterized. Bases 1 to 777 code for a protein of 258 amino acids. The transcript has 3 exons. The record is from RefSeq and is a predicted model, not a curated record. Lineage: Eukaryota; Fungi; Ascomycota; Sordariomycetes; Hypocreales; Hypocreaceae.
AUGAACGAGGCCACACGAGCUGUCGGAGCCACUACUACACUCUAUCCGCGGUACUGCUUCCACCUCUCGCCCACCGCGAAUGCAUGGUGUCUGCUGCGCGCCGCCGAGGUUCAUGCUCUCGACCAACAUGCCGGCUUUGAAGGGGAAAACUUCUACUUUUACCGAAACCUCCCCAUCAAAUGGGUGCGAGUCGUUGGCAUCGUAGUUGCCAUCGAGCAGUACGCUCAACGACGAAUCUAUGGCAUAGACGAUAGCAGCGGCAUGAACGUUCUCGCAGUGGUCACAUCCCCCGCUCCCAUAAAGGCAAAGAACGACUCGGCGCCCAACGAACUACGACCCAACAACGAUGCGCAACCUACAGUCGCGCAAGUGCCCGAUCCCUAUGCGGCCAUUGACGUGGGCAUGGUCGUCGACGUAAAGGGUGGCGUGUCGUCGUUUCGCAACGAACGGCAGAUUGACGUCGUGAAGAUGGUCAUUGUGCAAGGCACGGCGCAGGAGGUUGCGCUUUGGGAGAAGCGGACCAAGUUUCGGCGCGAGGUGCUGGAUGUGCCGUGGGUGCUUCGCGACAAGGAUGUGCGUCGAUGCCGUCGGGAAGCAGAGCGGUCCGAGGCCGAGGCCAGGGCCGAGCAGAAGAGGGCAAAACAGAAGAAGAAGGCGACGAAGCACGGCAGGGACAGGGACGAGGGCAAGGAAAUGGGCGUCAGAGACGUCAAGAAGCAGGAUAGGCUAAUACGGGAGGGCGCGUCAAGUGGGAGAUUUAAUGCUCUUGGAUUAUGA